AUGCAAGCGGCCACUCAGCUUGAACUCCUUGGACCUGUUGGCGGUCCACAAGAUGAAGCCAAUAUAGAUGACUUCGAAAUGCUAGAACCUACCAAUCUCGACAACGCAGCUGCUUGUUUAGAUGGUUCUGGUGAGAUACCAGUCGCUGAGUCUACCGGUGGCCGACCUGUUCAUGUCAAGAGGAAAACGUGGAAGCUGCAAGAAGCCGCUCUCGACCUACCACCAAGAAUACAGCAGCGUCCAUUGCCCGAACCAGAACCUACGAAGGAAGAUCCCUCAGCUGAAUCAACAGUGGUCUGCACCCCCACCAAUAUGAUGGGUCUUUACCGGAUCUAUCCGCGAACACCCUCCCAUAACCCCGAUGAUACAGAAAUGAACGAUAAUACAGAUGUAACCGGCAGGCCUGACAGGCCAAAACAAGAUACCAAUGCACCUAUCGGUCAGCAAGGACAAACUCCGUGGUCACCAUUCUUGAGUGCAACCGUUGCACGGCUCCUUUGCUGGUUCCAUAGCGGGUCCACCCAGAAGUCGAACAAUGAACUAGACUCACUUGUCAAGAAUGUAUUGCUCAAGAACGACUUCAACAGUGCAGACCUCAACGGGUUCAGCACAACUGUUGAACAUGAUCGAGUCGAUGAUGCGCUGAAGUUGUUGUCCAGUGGUGAUGCUGCGUCAAAACUCUUCCCAGCAACGAGCGGAUGGGAGAAGAAACCAGUCACGAUUUCCCUUCCAGCACCCAAGGUAAAGCAGGCAGAAGCAAAAGCACCUACGUUCGAGAUCAAGGAUGUUCUUGUUCGACUGUUACUGUCUGUCAUGCGAGACACAUUCCAAGGGCCUGAAUUCUCGAACCUGCAUCUUACGCCAUUCGAGGAAUGUUGGGUUCCUUCAGCUGUCAGCAAGCAAGAACCUGACCUCGAAAUACCCUCCCGCAACCCAUUCUCAGAUGUCCCCCCAGGCCAUCAACGGACAUACGGAGAGAUUUAUACUUCGCAGUCUAUGAUGGAUGCCCACCGCGCGCUUCCCACUGAUCCUAAUCUUGAGACCAUUGUUGUUGCGUUCAUGUUCUGGAGCGACGCCACUCAUCUCGCGACAUUUGGAACUGCCUCACUCUGGCCACUGUACACAUUCUUCGGGAACUGCUCAAAGUAUCUUCGCCUGAAGCCGACCGGUAAUCACUGUCAUCAUCAAGCGUACAUCCCCUCGCUCCCAGACUCCCUGAAUGAUGAGUACUGCAAACACCAUGGGCAUCCACCUCGACCGGCAUAUCUCACAUACCUCAAACGAGAGCUGAUGCACGCUGUUUGGCGUCUUUUGCUAACAGCAGAAUUCAUCCACGCAUAUGUUCACGGUAUUGUUAUCAAGUGUUUCGACGGAGUUUCGCGUCUGUUAUUCCCUCGAUUCUUCACUUACGGCGCAGAUUACCCUGAAAAAGUUCUUCUGUCGACGAUCAAGUAUCUAGGUGGUUGCCCAUGCCCCCGAUGCCUUAUUCAAAAAGAAAAGAUCAGACAACUGGGCAUGAAGUGUGACAUGAACGCCCGUGUGCGAUUAAAUCACAUUCGCGUCGACUCGACAACUAUCCGCGCAAAAAUUGAAAGAGCCCGUAAAUACAUCUUCACCCUCGGGUCGCUUCCAAAUGGAACGAAGAAUGCUUUCUCUGCUCUUUUACCUUACGGCUUCAAUUUCUACGCGAUGUUUGUCCCCGAUUUGCUGCAUGAGUUCGAACUUGGUGUUUGGAAGGCUGUCUUCAUUCACCUUGUUCGUAUCUUGCACGCGUUAGGCCCAGAUUCUGUUGCAGCUCUAAAUGAGAGGUACCGAAAAGUGCCAACAUUUGGGCGAGGUGUAAUCCGCCGAUUUCAUGCAGAUGCUGCUGCCAUGAAGAAGCUUGCCGCGCGAGAUUAUGAAGAUCUCCUUCAGUGCUCCAUUCCUGCUUUCGAAGGUCUUCUUCCUGCUCCGCACGACAAAGUUGUAAUUGAUCUUCUUUUCACUCUAUCAACAUGGCAUGCGCUCGCAAAGCUUCGUCUUCAUACAGACUCAACUCUUCAACUCCUACAAGAUGCUACCAUAGACAUGGGCAACCUCCUUCGCAAAUUCUCGGAUACUGUUUGUCCCUCGUACAAUGUGAAGGACCUACCACAGGAGGCUGAAGCCCGAGCUCGACGGAGUCGAAAGACAGGCCCUGUUGAUAUCAGGACCAAUGCCACCGAAAGAUCCUCCAAGGACACAGUUCAAUCAGCGGCAAAACCACGCAUAUUCAACAUGAAUACCUACAAGAUGCACGCUCUCGGGGAUUACGUUGACACAAUCCGCAGGUUAGGAACUUCUGAAUCAUACUCUACACAAGUGGGAGAACUAGAGCACCGACGUGUCAAGCGAUUGUACAGUCGCACAAACAAGAAUAACUAUCAAGAGCAAAUUGCGAGGCAAGAGCAACGCCAACGUAUACUGAGAGAAGUUAGGCGUCGCUUAGAUACUAUGGAUACGGACUCAGCAAGCACCACUCCCGCUGAGAAACUGGAGAAGAAGUCUCUGCCGAAAUUGCUCAACGCCCAUUACUACAUAUCACAGUCUGGUUGGACAUCACUUACGAUUGGCGAGUAUCUAACCAAGAAUCAGGAUGACCCUGCAUUCAAGGACUUUCUACCGAAGCUCAAGUCCCAUCUUCUUGGCCGUAUUCUCAAUGCUGCAUAUGAAGGCGACGAGUACAUAUGUUAUGGUCCGUGUCGCCCUAACAACAUAUUUCCAACGAAUCAACUUCUCAACGUCAUUAUUGAGAAUGAUCGACUUUACCUGCUCAAGGUACUCCACAUCAACUACACUAGCUACGAUGGACGGCGCUGCCAUGACUCCUUGAACCCAAAUACAAAUUCCGAUUUCAUUACCUCAUCUCACGAGGACGACGAUAUCAGCGAGGCCAAUCAACAUCCGCUAUGGUAUGGCCGUAUCGUGCAAAUCCUUCAUGUCGUGGUUCAUCACCCCCGUUUACUGAAACCCCAGCACAUGGAUGUUCUGUGGGUUCGUUGGUUUGGCCGAGAUACAACAUUCAAGGCUGGAUUCCCACGAAAGCGACUCCAUCGCAUUGGAUUUGUCGCAAUUGACGAUGACAUGUCCUUUGCCUUUCUAGAUCCUAAUGAAGUCAUCCGGGCUGUUCAUAUCCUUCCAGCUUUCCACUAUGGCACUACGGCAACACUUGAAAUGUCUGCUGUUGCGGAUACCUCAGAAGCAAAAAACAAAGGAAAGUGGCGAUUUUAUUACGUUGGCAUGUUUUCUGAUCGUGAUACAGCAAUGCGAUUCAUCGGUGGAGCCAUUGGACACCAGUCUUUACCGGUUGAGGAAAAGCCAAUUCUCCCGGAAGAUUCGUGGUCUGACUCAGAUGACGAGGGGUCUAUGGACGUGAUUGAGGAGGAUACAGAGGAUGAUAUUGAAUUAAAAGAGGAGGAGGCUGAUAUUGAAUUGGACGAAGAGGAGGCCGAGAACGAUGAUGAUAAUUUGGAUGAAUGGUUAUCUGAUGAUUCCGAAGAUGGCGAUGACUCAAAGGACUCAGAUACCCCAGACGAGGAAUCAGAUGCAGCUAGUGAGGAACUGGAGCCGAUUCAACUAGAGUAUUGGUGA
This is a messenger RNA of Pleurotus ostreatus (oyster mushroom), 3609 nucleotides long. RefSeq lists its product as uncharacterized. Bases 1 to 3609 code for a protein of 1202 amino acids. The record is from RefSeq and is a predicted model, not a curated record. NCBI's taxonomy places the organism in Eukaryota, Fungi, Basidiomycota, Agaricomycetes, Agaricales, Pleurotaceae. The transcript is spliced from 10 exons.